Molecule: messenger RNA, 2907 nt
Organism: Pungitius pungitius (ninespine stickleback)
Lineage: Eukaryota; Metazoa; Chordata; Actinopteri; Perciformes; Gasterosteidae
Product: homer protein homolog 3-like
Exons: 10
Coding region: 149-1231 (360 amino acids)
Biological process (GO): regulation of store-operated calcium entry; G protein-coupled glutamate receptor signaling pathway
Cellular component (GO): postsynaptic density; cytoplasm; plasma membrane
Molecular function (GO): G protein-coupled glutamate receptor binding
Source: RefSeq, a predicted model, not a curated record
CCCCCCCCCCCCCUUGGAGAAUAAAUCCAUCUGGUAUCUCGGAUUGCGAUAAAAAGAGACUGGGACACAGACAGCAGCGCGGAUUUAUUGUUGCAAACAACACGGACUUCCUCCGAAAUGGGAAAAGAAGUGCCAGUGUGCUUGUAAGAUGUAUCCUCACCACAGAGAAAGGGAGCAGCCCAUCUUCAGCUCCCGGGCCCACGUCUUCCAGAUCGACCCCGGCACCAAGAGGAACUGGAUCCCCGCCAGCAAACAUGCUGUCACCGUGUCCUUCUUCUACGACGCCAACCGUAACGUCUACCGAAUCAUCAGCGUGGGUGGUACCAAGGCUAUCAUCAACUGCACCGUCACGCCCAGCAUGUCAUUCACCAAGACGUCUCAGAAGUUCGGCCAGUGGGCAGACAGCAGGGCCAACACUGUGUACGGACUCGGUUUUGCUACGGAGCAACAGCUGCAUCAGUUCUCAGACAAGUUUAAGGAGGUGAAAGACGCGGCUCGUCUGGCGCGAGAGAAGUCGCAGGAUAAAGAACUGGCCAACACAGCGCUCACCAUCGCUGCUCCGCAGGACCUCUCUGAUGAACUCCAGUCUCCACCGGUGAUGUGUGUGAACGGACCGGAGGAGAAGAUGUUCCGCAGUCAGAGCGCCGACAUCACUCUGUCUGCUGAGAAGGAGCGCAUUAAGAAGAUGCUCUCUGAAGGGUCCAUCUGUGAGAUGAACCUGGAAUCGGAGCUCUUCACGCUGCAGGACAGCAACUCUAAACUGGUGGCGGCGCUGCACGAGGCUAACGCCAACGUGGAGCAGUGGAAGAAACAGCUGGCAGCGUAUCAGGGGGAGACGGACAGGCUCAGAGAUCAGGUGGUGGAACUAGAGGCCCACGGAGGCCACGGCCCCAGUGACCUGCUGAAGGAUGAGCUGACCCAGUCCCUGGAGGAGCUGGAGGCCCUGCUGAAGGCCAAAGAUGAGGAAAUCCACAUUUUGCAAAGCAAGAAAGUGGAGUACCACGAGAUGGAGCACCACAGGGAUGAGGCCAUCCACAGGCUACGGGAGACGGAGAUGCGCAACGCGGAGCUGGAGCGUCGCAUCCAGAACUCUGAGCAGAACCUGAACAACUCUCUGGAGGAACGGGACCGCAUGGACUCUGGGAUCCAGAGGGCCGUCGAAAUUCUGGACAUCAAGAUCUUUGACCUUAACGACCUUCGACAGAGCCUGGUUAAACUCAUAGACAAAUAGGAGGGAGGAGGAGGAGGAGGGGGGGGGACUGGGUCAAUAUCCAAGCCGAGGAGAGCGAUGGGACGGGCGGCGGUCCAACGUCUUGUGGGGGGAGAGCGGGACAAGAUGGAGACGGCCCCGGUCCUCUUGAAGCACAGCAAGCGGCCCGGCUGCAGGGAGGCAGCAGCAUGCUCUCGGCUUCGCUUGUCCAAUCUAACGUAACGCUUCGUGUCGCUUUCAAGGGUUCAAACGUUCAAUGCAAUAAACCAACUAUACGGUAAGUGCUUAUCACCGCUAGACGUUUAAUAUGACAAUUGGUGCUUGUAGUUUUUUGUAAGUUUGACUGUUAGUACACCAAAUGGCAACGUGUGUGUCCGUAUGAAUAAGAAGCUUGUUUCUUUUUAACUGACAGGUGCUGUGUGAGCAUCUUUAGAGCAAAAUGAGGCCGCCAAGUAAAGGCAAAUUUUUAAAAAAAGCACAACCAAAAAUGACAUUUGCUUAUUUAACAGCGUGCCUAAAAUAUGUCUUCUACUGAAUUCAACACUCAACAAGGUCUGAUUAGUGCAGAGAUUAACACUCAACAAGGUCUGAUUAGUGCAGAGAUACACCCGCGCUUGGUCUUAUAGAUACGCAUGUAUUGUCUAGACGCUGUUAUUUUGUUUUAAGUGAAGGGAAGAGUUGUUCGAGCUGUUGCUCCUUGCAUAGAAAUAUUUAUUGACACAUUUUCCAGGUUCCGUAAACACGUAGGCUACACAACUCUGACAUUAGAUCUUAAUAGUGACGCCAAAGAUCAAAUGUUAGGAGCUAAGUCAGCAGCUUUUCUAUUAUCUACAUUUUAACUCUUAAGAAUUCUUUAGAUUUGUGACAGUAAUCUGUUAGUAGAUAUAAUAAGUACAUUUAUGCAGAAUGUUCUUUUUUCCCCAUCAUGUUGCGUCGAUAAUGCUACAGCUAGUCAGUAAACACAAGAAAUAGAGGCCAUCACUUGGAUCUACAGAUGUAUUUAACUGGUCCUGUGUAUUCGUCCUGUGCACCAUCUGUGAACACUAACUUAUUUAGAAUAUACGCAUUCAAGGAUCUUUAAGAGAGAGACAUUCUCUGCCUUCUGUUAUUUCUCAGCUUGUUACCUUUUAGCUGUGGACGUUGCGCCACACGCCUUGUGAGUGUGGCUCUGUUUGAAAAGUGAUUAAAGUCCUUUAUCACACUCUACUGGUUAAUAUAGUUCACAAUAUGUGUGUUUCUGGGGUUUCCUUCAAGCCUUAUUGUUUUAUUUAAACAACGGUUGAGUCUGUCUCUCAAACGUUGAGCUUUUGUCAUCACAGUCAGGAAAUAAAAGCAAAGCAUUUUAAUGUCCUCUUGCUUGUGCUGAUGGUAUUUCACCUUCAAGGCCAUCUGGUUGAUGUCUACCACAGCAUUCCUCCAGAUGGUUUUGAUUGAAUAAUUUAUUCUAUAAACCUAACCAGGACACAAGUAUGCGAUUCACAAUCCACACCACCAACAUCAAAAUGUAUUUAAUCAUGAUUUACUGCUGCUGUCUUGCAAAAUGUGCAUCUGAACUGUUAGGAUUAGAGAAGCAGGGUUUGACCGAAUGUACCCAACUCCGCUGGGUAAAUUAAUUGCAUACUUUUUUUCUUUUUUCUUUUUUUUGACCAUUCUCCUGCAGUUGGAUUAAAGCAAAUUAAACACUUUUUUUAACCCAA